Molecule: messenger RNA, 2871 nt
Organism: Aedes albopictus (Asian tiger mosquito)
Lineage: Eukaryota; Metazoa; Arthropoda; Insecta; Diptera; Culicidae
Gene: mio
Product: GATOR2 complex protein MIOS
Exons: 6
Coding region: 50-2620 (856 amino acids)
Biological process (GO): positive regulation of TORC1 signaling; cellular response to amino acid starvation
Cellular component (GO): cytoplasm
Molecular function (GO): protein binding
Source: RefSeq, a predicted model, not a curated record
AGCUUGAUUUAUCGAUUGGCUACAAACCCACAAACAGUUGUGAGCUACGAUGACGCAAACCGUAGUCGAAGUGCACUGGUUCCCGAAGUAUCCGGAUCGGUUCCUGACGACAGCCGGAUCGGAGAUCAAUCUUUACCAGGUCAAAAAUCGGGAUCUAAUCGAUCAUAGCAUUCAGACGAAUAUCAAUUUGGACAUUUCCAAGAGCACCACUGCCACUUUAAUUGCCUUCGAGACGCGAUACCAGUUUAUCCGGUCGGUAGCUCCUUCGUUUCACUCGACCGGGGAGAUACUGUUUGCGGCUGGGUUACCCAAUGGGAAGGUAGCGCUGUGCAAUUUUGCCACCGAAAACAAUGUGGAGUUCACUCCGAGAUUAUCACGCCCAUGUACGUGUCUUGCUUGGAGUGAAUUGGAGCCUAGUUUGCUGGCGAUGGGGCACGAUAGGAAUCGGUCCGACCAUUGCAUUACCAUAUGGGACACGGAACGGGGAGUUCCGAAUCAGUCAUCAAUCCUUCAAUUGAUUGGUUUGUCGGAAACCGCACACUCUAUUUGCUGGGAUAAGACGUUCCCACAGGUGCUGAUAGCCGGAAUGAGUCACAAGCACAUCAAAAUGAUGGAUUUCAGACAAAACCCCGCCAUCGUAACGUUGGCCAACGCCCGAACCGUCAACGGGCUCUGCAUCGCACCCAACGGUCGCUAUCUGUCCAGCUACGUGGACAACGUAAUCAACCUGUGGGACCUUCGUUCCCUAGAGAAACCCAUCAGCCAAAUCCAGAUGCAGAAGAACAUCACCCAUCUGUCGUGGUGCCCGACUCGGUCAUCGGUCCUAACCACCCUGCAGCGGGACUCACCACUAAUCAACCUGAUCGAUCUGCACUGGCCCGGAUCGGAAUCGGACGGCGGGGAACCGCAUUCCAUUAAGCGGUUCGUGUCUCCUUUUCAGUCCAGGGGCGGAAGCCGGAUGCCCACUAUGGGAUAUCUGUCGUGGCAUCCGUACGAUCUGGAGCGGAUGUUGGCCUUGUCGGGGACUGGGACGAUCUGCGAUUACCGAAUCCCACAGCGAGUGGCCAUUUCCUGGGACAAUAAUAACAAUUUGUACGGGAACAAUGGAAACGAGCUGCAACAGUUUACGUCACCUUCGCCACCGUCAUCCCCGACGGAUUCCUUGAACCAGUGGGACUGCGGAAUCGAUAGUUACGAAGAGGACAUCGCCGAAACGAUUCAGAAGAGGGCGAUGAAUAAUUACGGCCUUGCGGCAGAAAUGCAACGGAAUGGAGACCUUGCCGGAAGUGGAAAUCUUCGAGGAGUCUGGCGUUUGCUCGGUCACAUGAUCAAGGAAGAGUGUAAACUCGGCUUGAACACGAUCCUCGGAGUUUGUAGUGCUCCGGAUGGACCUGCCAUGUCUCGUUCAGACCCGGACAUGAUGAAGUGGUUGGACUUCAGCAUUGGAAGUGGUCUGGUUGUUUACCGCAGCGAACACCGAGAUACGGCCCAGCUGCUCUGUGGAUGGACAUUUGAUCGGAGCAAGGAAUCUUCGUUCCUUUCUUUCAUAGAUGAACUUUGCUCAAACAAGGAAUAUACCCGUGCUGCCCUGAUUGCUUGUUUCCACUUCCGAAUUAAGCAAGCCAUCGACAUCCUCGGUCGAGGAGCGGAACAAUCCGCUGACCCGAGUUCGUUGCUUCGAGUAGCCGCCAUAGCCUUGUCCGGGUUCAGCGCCGAGCGUUCCGGCUUGUGGCGAAAGCAGUGCGGCGCGGCAAGAACCCAGAUCGAUGACCCCUACCUCCGUUGCAUGUUCUCUUUCCUGGCUCAUGAAAAGGAUGGCUUCGAAACCGUGACCAAUGAAACGGAGAUAUCUCUCAGUGAUCGGAUGGCCUUCGCCUGCAACUUCCUGUCCGACCUCAAACUGGCAGAGUACAUCAAAGGUAUGGUGGCCAACUGCAUCGAAUCCGGUGACUUGAACGGCCUACUCCUCACCGGAGCCACCAACGACGGUAUCAAACUGCUUCAAAGCCAUCUCGAUCGAACCGAGGAUGUUCAAACCGUAGCCCUGAUUGCCGCUCGCUUCCUAACAUCAGACCUUCUAACCGACUACCGCGUCCAGUACUGGAUCUCCACCUAUCGGGAUCUCCUGGACAUUUGGGGUCUGUGGGAACAACGCGCCCAGCUGGACAUCACCCUUGGACGAAUUCGCUCUCCACCCCAGAAUUCCCGUUCCGUUUUUCUACUGUGCAAUUUCUGUGGCAAAAACGUGUCGAUGUCCCUCCAGGAGGAUGCCCGGGUUCGUACCAGUGCCGUGGCUGCCGUCAUGCAUAAGCUUUCGUCCUGUCCGAACUGUCGGAAACCGUUGCCGAGGUGUGCCCUCUGUUUGCUGCACAUGGGAACUACUAUGGGAGCGAUGUCGCAGGGUCACGGUGCUGCCCAAGGGCAGAUUGGCUGGCAAUCGAAGCCAUUUUCCAAGUGGUUUUCCUGGUGUCAGACCUGUCGACAUGGUGGCCAUACGGAGCAUCUGGCGGAAUGGUUCAACGAAAACACCGAAUGCCCGGUAACGUCCUGCAACUGCAAGUGCUUCGCCAAAGAUCUCCCGAUGCCUCAGUAUCCGCGCGAAAAAGACACGCUUUCCUGAUACCAGCUGGCCACAAUGUUCUAACUUUUCGUUUAUUGUUGUUAAUACCCCAGUCAGGUACGAUACUGUAUCAUUCGUUUUCCAAUUUGCUCAUUUUCUAUAUCGUUUGUUAUCGUGUACAAAGUGUUCUAUUAGGGUUACGCAUGGAUGACUUUUAUUCGAUUUAACGUUCUUUUUCCUAAAGACAUUACCUUUAUCAAAACUUACAUAUUUGUAAAGAUUUCAAACUAAUUAAAUAUUACAACACAUAA